This is a messenger RNA of Molossus molossus (Pallas's mastiff bat), 3370 nucleotides long. It is a transcript of the gene WDR3, whose product is annotated as WD repeat domain 3. NCBI's taxonomy places the organism in Eukaryota, Metazoa, Chordata, Mammalia, Chiroptera, Molossidae. Gene Ontology annotation, biological process: maturation of SSU-rRNA. The transcript has 28 exons. The record is from RefSeq and is a predicted model, not a curated record. Gene Ontology annotation, molecular function: snoRNA binding; protein binding. Gene Ontology annotation, cellular component: small-subunit processome; Pwp2p-containing subcomplex of 90S preribosome. The coding region runs from base 233 to 3127 and encodes 964 amino acids.
GGAAGGUUAGGUCGUGAGCUCUCUCCAAGGCCUUGAGAUCUCUGCCCUGACACAAGCGAUCGGUGCCACUGUAUGGAGGACAGUUUAACUAUCGAGGCAGUGGGAAAGGCCGCAAGAAUUGGACCAGCCCCGAAGGAAGUGGGCCUCGGAGGAGAACACUGAUUAAAUAGUGGCAGCGAGCCUCAGCUCCCAUUGAGCCACAUGAUCACGACCUAUACUCUGCAGUGGAUUGAUGUUAGAUGAUUGUGCCCAACUCCAGACUAUCUGCCUCACCCGUGAUUUCAGACCUUUUAACAUGGGGCUCACCAAGCAGUACCUACGCUAUGUUGCCAGUGCAGUCUUUGGCCUUAUUGGCAGCCAAAAAGGCAAUAUUGUCUUUGUGACACUUCGUGGUGAAAAAGGACGCUAUGUGGCAGUACCAGCCUGUGAACAUGUUUUCAUCUGGGACUUAAGAAAAGGAGAGAAGAUCCUCAUCCUUCAGGGUCUUAAACAAGAAGUCACUUGCUUGUGCCCCUCCCCAGAUGGGCUGCACUUAGCUGUUGGUUAUGAGGAUGGGUCUAUUCGACUCUUCAGUCUCCUGAGUGGGGAAGGAAAUGUGACCUUCAAUGGACACAAAGCAGCCAUCACGUCCUUGAAGUAUGACCAGCUAGGAGGCAGGCUGGCAUCUGGGUCCAAGGACACAGAUGUUAUUGUGUGGGACGUGAUCAAUGAAAGUGGCCUCUACCGUCUAAAGGGGCACAAGGAUGCCAUCACACAAGCAUUGUUUCUGCGAGAGAAGAACCUGCUAGUUAGCAGUGGGAAAGAUACCAUGGUGAAGUGGUGGGACCUUGAUACCCAGCACUGCUUCAAAACAAUGGUUGGCCACCGAACUGAGGUGUGGGGGUUGGUUCUGGUGUCAGAAGAAAAGCGACUCAUCACAGGGUCUUCCGACAGUGAGCUGAGGGCUUGGGACAUAGUCUAUCUACAAGAGAUUGAAGAUCAAGAAGAACCAGAGUGCAAGAAAAUCAAGGGGUCUUCCCCUGGAAUACAGGACACACACGAAGCAGAGGAUGGGACCCUCGAGGUGGAGGAGGCUCCUGAGGAUCGCAUCCUUACAUGCAGGAAAGCUGGUUCCAUAAUGCGGGAAGGAAGGGACAGAGUUGUGAACCUUGCAACCGACAAGACAGGCAGGAUGCUUGCUUGCCAUGGAACCGAUUCUGUACUAGAAGUGUUCUGUAUCCUUUCCAAAGAGGAGAUUCGGAAGAAAAUGGAUAAGAAGAUGAAGAAAGCUAGAAAGAAAGCCAAAUUAAACUCUUGCAGUGGUGAGGAGGAAGACCUUGAAGUCCGUGUUGAAAUGACUCUGCAAGAUGAAAUCCAACGGGUCACUAAUAUCAAAACUUCUGCCAAAAUCAAAUCUUUUGACCUGAUUCAUUCACCUCAAGGGGAGUUGAAGGCAGUCUUCCUGCUGCAGAACAACCUGGUGGAAUCAUAUUCCCUGAGUCCAUCAGCACCUGCUCCUCAGCCUGUGAGGACAAGCAGGAUCGCCCUCGGGGGUCAUCGCAGCGACGUGCGCACUGUGUCCUUCAGCUCAGACAACAUCGCUGUCCUUUCCGCAGCAGCCGACUCCAUUAAGAUUUGGAACAGGUCUACACUGCAGUGUAUUCGCACAAUGACCUGUGAAUAUGCACUUUGUUCAUUCUUUGUACCUGGUGAUAGGCAGGUGGUCAUAGGAACAAAGACAGGAAAGCUGCAGCUGUACGAGUUGGCGUCGGGAGCCCUGCUGGAGACUGUGGAUGCGCACGACGGGGCUCUGUGGUCCAUGUCUCUGUCUCCACACCAGCGUGGCUUUGUGACAGGUGGUGCAGAUAAAUCUGUCAAGUUCUGGGAUUUUGAGUUGGUGAAAGAUGAAAAUAGUACCCAGAAGAGGCUUUCUGUGCAGCAAACCCGAACCUUGCAGCUAGAUGAAGAUGUUCUGUGUGUCAGGUACUCACCCAACGAGAAGCUGUUGGCUGUGUCUUUGCUGGACUGCACUGUGAAAAUUUUCUAUGUCGACACCUUAAAGUUUUUUCUCUCGCUGUAUGGACACAAACUGCCUGUUAUAUGCAUGGACAUCUCUUAUGAUGGAGCACUCAUAGCAACUGGCUCUGCCGACAGGAACGUAAAAAUCUGGGGCUUGGACUUUGGGGACUGCCACAAGUCUCUCUUUGCACACGAUGACAGUGUGAUGUACCUACAGUUUGUACCCAAGUCUCACCUCUUCUUCACGGCCGGGAAGGACCGUAAGGUGAAGCAGUGGGACGCGGACAGAUUUGAGCACAUACAGACUCUGGAGGGGCACCACCAGGAAAUAUGGUGCUUGGCCGUCAGCCCCAAUGGAGACUACGUCGUAUCAUCGUCCCAUGACAAAUCUUUGAGACUUUGGGAGAGAACCAGGGAGCCUCUUAUUCUUGAGGAAGAGAGGGAGAUGCAAAGGGAAGCAGAAUACGAGGAGAGUGUGGCCAAAGAAGACCAGCCAGCAGUACCAGGGGAGACUCAAGGAGAAAAUUACUUUACUGGAAAGAAAACUAUUGAAACAGUCAAAGCAGCUGAGAGGAUCAUGGAGGCUAUUGAACUAUACCGAGAAGAAACUGCAAAAAUGAAAGAACACAGAGCCAUUUGUAAAGCUGCAGAGAAAGAGGUUCCUCUUCCCACCAACCCCAUCCUGAUGGCUUAUGGCAAUAUCUCUCCUUCAGCUUAUGUGUUGGAGAUUUUUAAAGGAAUCAGGUCAAGUGAGCUGGAGGAGGCCCUGCUCGUGCUGCCCUUCUCCUACGUGCCGGACGUCCUGCAGCUCUUUGAGCAGUUCAUCCAGUGGGGCUCCGACGUGGAGGUCCUGUGCAGGUGCCUCCUCUUCCUCCUCAGGAUUCACUUUGGGCAGAUCACUAGCAACCAGAUGCUUGUGCCAGUGAUCGAAAAACUGAAGGAAACAACUAUUUCCAAAGUCAGCCAAGUCCGGGACGCUAUCGGCUUCAACAUGGCGGGUCUUGAGUAUCUUAAGAGGGAAUGUGAGGCAAAAAGCGAAGUUAUGUUUUUUGCUGAUGCUACUAGCCAGUUGGAAGAGAAGAAGAGGAAGAGGAGAAAGAGGGAGAAGCUGAUUUUAACACUGACUUAGAACUGAAAUAUGAGCCUUUUUCUACUUUUUCAUUGAAAGGACUCCGAAACUCAGCAGCAGAGUCCAUGCCAACCUAAAAUAACAGCUUAAUUGUGCUGCGGAAGGUUUCAGGAUGCUGUCCCGGCUUUACCUGGGGGAAUUCCAACAUGGGCCUGUGGGUUUUGUUUCUUGGACUUGACCCAUGAUUUAUUUUGUUAGUUUGUUUUUGUUUUUUGUUGUUGUUAAUCCUCACCCAAGGGUAUU